AUGGGAGGGCCCGCGCCAAGCGCUGUCUCUGUAAGCGUGGAUGGCAUCUCGCUUGGCUUCCUCGCCGACCGUUUUGAGGACUCCGUCGCCAGUGAUGCUGCGGCUUGGGCACGCUGGGCUGAUGCCGUGGCUUCCGGCGCCUUGCGCAGCGACGGUGGGAGCCGGCGAGGCGGCGCAUUGAACAGCGGCCAUACGAUGAUGGAGCAUUUGCCUCUGUUGGCGUCUUUGCCACAUGAUCUGAUCUCGUCGCUUCUCCCUCAGGGUUUCGGACUCGGGCCGGGCGGCGUGACUUUACGUGCUACGUCUGCCGGGGCAGUGCUUCAGACGAUGCUCUUUGCAGUGCUUGCGAGCCACUCGCUUGGUGCCGUCUUGGCCGGGGCGGAGGCCUUCGUGGCAGGCCUCACCGGGAUGCCAGCACCCUGCCGGCGGCCGAGGCUUUCAACGCUCGUGGAAGCAGCGGGUGCCACACAACCCGUGGUCUGUCUUUGCGAGACGGAAGCGUCCCCAGCCGUUGACGACCUGCAGGACAUGGCGCGGAGGGGCCAGAGGAAGAUGGUCCAGGUAGCCUUGGGCCUGCAGGCCUCUCCCGCAGCAGACUCAGCUAAAGCCGGAGUGCCAGCAGGAGAGCAGCCGAAUCGUUGGGGUGCCAGUGGCCCAGUGGCAACCGCGGCAGCGACGAGCGCCAGCGUGCUGGAGCUUGUGGACGAGUGCAAGGAUGUGGGAUACUGGCUGCUGUUGCAUAUCGUGCCACAAGAUACGCCAAAGCCCAGUGCCGCCGAGUCCACGGGCGUCGCUGCCGAUGCCUGCGGAGGAUGGCAGCUGCUGGAAUGGAUUUGGUUCAACAUGAGCACUCCAUCUUUUCGGGCUGCCGUGGAUGAAAAUUUUCGGCUCUUCGUGGUUGUGGAUGCCAGGCAACCUCAGCUGCUCCCCGAUUGGAUCUUCCGCUCCAGCUGCGACGCCAUUUGCGUUUUCGACAGCCAGACAGGCCUCUCCCUGCGCCCCUGGCUUGAGCUCUCUCUCAACUCGCUACGCAGGAAGACACCCCUCAUGCCGGAGAUCUCCACACAGGCUACGACGCCCACGAACAGCAAGGGCAAGUACGACCUCCUGGGUGGCUACAGAAGCUUGCAGGAUGCCGCCAGCAACAGUCGCCUCGCGGCGCAGGGGCGAAUGGCGAAGAUAACAUCCAGCACAGUGCUCUUCAGCCGACUCACGCAGCCCAGCUUCGUUCUGAAGCUCGGACUCACGGCCUUGCGUUUGUCGCUGCAAUUGGUCCUGGCUGCAGUGGCGGCAUGCGAGCGUGCCACCUGCUUGCCUGCGGCCUGGCUGAUGAGGGCGCGACCCAUAGGAGGCUUGGAUGCCGAUCUGGCAGACGAGGCACUCCACAGGCUGAUCCAGCUACAGGGUUUCGAAGCAUCUGUUACCAUUCGCUCCGUGGAUGUUCUGGAAAUCGUGGCGACAUUGAUCGUGCACCAGGCAGAGGAGGUUGGGCCUCUUUGGGUCGACGUGGGCGGCAACCCAGGUCCCGGGGCCUCGCCAAUCUUGUACAACAUGCUGCGAUUCUUUCGGCAGAGCCACUUGUCCCGGCACAGGCAAGAUACAACGGGCCCGCCGCCCUCCGCCGACAGCAGCAAGAUGAGCCAGUUGAGCAGCUUGGAGGCUUCCAAGCGAACCAGUACGCAGCGGAACUCCUCGCUGAACGUGCUGAGCGCCGUCGGCAGGAAGUCCAAGAAGCCGAUGGAGGUAGAGGCCAUCGUGGACGAGGCGCUUUGGUACCAUGACGAGAACUACGAGCCGUCCGAAGGCUCCCUGUGGACGAUCUUUGGCCAAGUCGCCGACUUGGUGGACGACUUGUUGAGCAAAGGUGAGCCGGGGCAGCCUCUCCUUAGUGACGAGGCUGAUACCGCAGCUGCGGCAGAGAUCCUGAAGCUCUUGCCCCUCGUGGACCACCACUCGACGGUGCGCCUCGCCGGAGCAGCUCCUCAAGUUUUUGCCUUGGCGUUGCCCUUCGCCAGGGCAAGGCCCGGACAACUCCACCUGCCACCGCUGCCGUCGCUGAAGGAGCCCAGCGAACGGUCUUCUUCCGCUUCCCUGCCGAUGAUGGGCGAGGAUGCAUCCGUGGCAAGCGAAGAAGUCGAUGAGGUGCAGGACGGCCAGGAUGGCCUUGACACCAGCAUCUCAUCGCGCAAGGUGUCCGGCGUGGAGACGCUUCAGUUUCAGAUCCCAUCGAUCGGCGUCGUGCCCAGUGCUUCCAGCGAAGAAUCCGAGGACGAUGUGGAAGGGCUGCUGGCGCAGCGUCUUUUCGACAUGGAGAGCCAGUCUGCUUCAAAAGAAGGCUUGAUCCAUCUGCUGAAGGCCACGAUCUUGUGCAUCAGCUCCAGCGGACUAUGUGAGGAGGAGGCGGAGGAGGAGCCUGUUGGCUCCGAGUCAUCUUUGCAGGCGGAGUGGCGGCGGCAGCGACAGGGCAUCGCUUCUUGGGCGCGUGGCAUUUGCCAUGAGGCUGAGGAUCUCGUUCGAGGCCUUCGGGAAGGCCUCGAUACGUUGAGCCCAGAGCUUGCUCUGAAGCUGAGGCACUUGCUCCACACAGCGCAGGUCUGGGCCAUGCGUGCCGCACCGCAGGAGGCUGCCGAAAUCUCGCCGCCACCCCCGCACCUCGGGGAUUGCCCAGCAGAGGUAUGGCACGUGGCGAAGUCGCCACUCGCACUCUCCAGCCCAGUUCCUGACGGCUGGCAACCGCCAGAUUACCUGGAAGAGGCGAGCUUCGGAGCCUGGCUCGGUCGCCUCGCACAGCGCCUGCACCAGGUUUACUUGCCCAGAGACGUGCCGAAGCGCCUACACGUCGCAGAUCUUGGACAGGUGGCCCCGAUGCUGUUGGCCCUACGCUUGGACUUCGCGGCACAACGGCGGUGCCUCGCCGAGCAGACCUGUCUUGUCUUUCUCCCCGUCGGACAGGAUGAAGAUGAGGCGCCAAGCUCGCCUAGAUCUGACCUGCUCAAAGGGGAGAAAUGCGUCGUGGAGGAUUUCACGACCUGGGAUGAGCUUGACGUGGACAAGCCCCCCUGCUUCGAGCCGGCCUCCGAACUUCCGAGCUCUCUGAUGGCUGCAAUGGCGCCUCUGAAGCAUCGUGGCAAAGACGACAACUUGGCCUCCGAGGUACUCCGGCCUCCAUCCCCACCUAUGACGCCCCAAAAGUCUGCUCCUCCACGGAUGUUCGGAGAGGAGACACCACCUUCUGCACGAGCUGCAGGUGCAACGUUGAAGCAGUCGGUGCGCAAGAUCCAAAUCCUGGGUGCCUUGAGCGGCAAAGCCACACGUCGGCAGAGCGUUGCAGUUCGGAAGAAGGCGAAGGACACAAAGGAGAACAAGAUCUUCCACAAGGAUCUGGCCAACAGCGACUUGAUCCUUACUGGGCUGUUGGCCGACGGUGCUGUUUGGUCUUCCGUCAGUGGGCUCUACAUUGAUGGCAAUGUGGCCGGCCUCACCCGCUUGCCUCCUCUUCGCGCCGUGGCCACGACCUUGCGCACGGCAGAGCAGUUCACGGCGCAAUGCUUUCCUCAGGCCUCUGGGUGCAUCAAUCUCACGGUCUACCGCGUCAUGAGCACUUCAUGGCCCAUGCCACCGCAAGGCAGCCUGAAAUCUGCGCCGCCGCGAGAGGUUUGUGCGCUACGGCUGCCCUUUGUGACCCGGUCGGGCUUCAAGUGGCAGCCUUUGGCCCUCCUCGACGCCUUGCCGCCGCAGCCCUGCCGUGGGCAUUUGCGCCAAUGGGCGACCGAAGGCAGCCGGGACAAUGAGGAGGUCCACGGAAACAUCGAAGAUCAGCUUCAGGAGCCGUUGUCUCUGCCGCGGCCUUUUGCCUUGCACCCAGAAGCCCUGCCGACGCUGGCGGGGCCGCCAAACAUCUCCACGAGGAUUGCCAAGCAGAGCAUUCCGGACUGA
This is a messenger RNA of Symbiodinium sp. CCMP2456, 3936 nucleotides long. Lineage: Eukaryota; Dinophyceae; Suessiales; Symbiodiniaceae. The record is from the annotation of a GenBank genome assembly.